Durusdinium trenchii is the source of this 1484-nucleotide messenger RNA. NCBI's taxonomy places the organism in Eukaryota, Dinophyceae, Suessiales, Symbiodiniaceae. The record is from the annotation of a GenBank genome assembly.
AAAAAAACGUCGAUCUGGACUUGAUUUAAUCGAAAUGCCACUUUGAUGCCAUGAAUCCUGUGACUCGUGCUGGUCCUUGGUGUUUGCACCACGGCUGGCGGCGCUGCCUGCUGUUGGGCGAAGAGGGUCCAGCACUGCAGCAACUUCUCCAGUCGUUGCGCGAAGCGAACCUCUCGGUCCAGCUGCUGCAGCCUCCCUUGCAGCGAAGCUUUGGCCCCAAGUUGGUGGAUGAGGUGGCUGAUGAAGCGCUUGAUGCAGAGGUGGUGCUGGCCGUGGGCCGCGGUGCCAUGCUGGACUUCGCCAAGGCGGUCGCGUGCAUGGUCCCGCUGCGGGGCGCCUCCCCCGGCCGCACGGGCCGCGCGGGCCUGCUGCGAACGGAGCAGUUCUUGCUACAGACAGGUGGCGAGAUGAGCCGAGAGGCCGCGACCUUGCUGCCAGGUGCUUCUCUGCCUCUGCUCCUGGCUCCCAGCCACGCGACCGUGGCAGCGACCAGCGGCCGCUGCUUGCUGCGUGACGCGCCGGGCAAAGCACUGGUGCCGCUGGCGCUGGCGGGGCCAGGGCCCUUUGGCGUGGGGGUGGGUAUUCAAGCCACUCAGGUGCUCGCAGAUGUCUCCCUCACGCGGCACCAAUCGGCACGAGGGCGAACGGCCGCGGUGGCCCAUGCCAUGAGCAUUUUCGUGGACGGUGCGGCAGCGGCAGGGGGUACCAUCAAGGAGAAGCAGCUCGUGGAUGACAUGAUGGUGGGCCUUGGCUCCAGCUUCUCGGCCUUGCGACAGCCGAUGGACGCCGAGGUGGACGUGCUCGAGGCCGUGCUACGUGCGGGCGUCAGCGCGGCAGAUGCCGAUGCCAACGCACGAGGGGAACUGUGUGUGGUGCAUGCGCUCGCCUCCGUGUUGGCCGGUACUCGCGAUGUGCCCUUCCCCUUGGCCUGUCGUGUUCUACUUCCAUUAGUCCUACGUGCUUGGGCCGAGCAUUCCGAGCUUUGCGAGCCUCAAGUGACCUCCCUCAGCGCCAUCGCCUCAGCUCUCCUGGGCACCCCGCAGCUCUCAGCUGCGACGGCCGCGACGGCCCUGCUGCGCCUGGCGGACUGGAUCGACGGCGCUUGCUCCGCCGGCGGCCUGGCACCGCAGCUGCCCACAGACGCGGAGGAGUGCGCCGCCUCCGCGGCCGCGCUGCUGGCGAUGCACACGGAGGAGGCGCCGGUGGCGCAGCAGCGGCCGAGGCCCAGCUGGGUGGAGCCGGAGGCCUUGACGAAGAUCUUCCGGAACGCGCUGGAAGAAAAGGGUGGGGCGUUGAGUGGGGGAGAUGGAUGGCGGCUGGCGUGAUUGGAGGGGAAGAUGGAAGCUGACUUUGACAAAAGAUGGACGAGGGAUGAUUGCCCAUGUGGAAGGUUUGGAAUGUUUCUUGCAACUUGUGUGUCUAUCCGCAGGCUGUUGCCUCAACCAUUCGACGACAAAAAGGAUGAAAAAGGUCACAUUUCGUUC